AUGUAUCAGAGAAUGAUGGACUUUGGUUCCGUUUUCGCAGGCUCUCUUCCCAUUGAUCGCAAGUUCCCUACGCUUGCAAUGACCGGAGAGGGUGAUAGCAAGCUUCUUGUUCCGGCACUCCUGAAUGAGUUGCUCGAUGGUGGAAUAGUGAAGACGGAGUUGGUAGCUGAGCUGAGCCCUGCCAACUUCGUCAAGGAUGGUGACAGCAGCUCAGUGGAGCUCCAUCCACGUAAAAACAUCAACAGCAAGCUAGAGGAAGCGAAAGAAGCCUAG
Letharia columbiana is the source of this 273-nucleotide messenger RNA. RefSeq lists its product as uncharacterized. The record is from RefSeq and is a predicted model, not a curated record. The transcript has 2 exons. The coding region runs from base 1 to 273 and encodes 90 amino acids. Lineage: Eukaryota; Fungi; Ascomycota; Lecanoromycetes; Lecanorales; Parmeliaceae.